AUGAGACGUGCUGAUAUUCGUGCAUUACUUAUUUAUGAUUAUUCAAUUUCUAAUAUUGGAAACUCUUUUAAUGAACGUCUUCAUUUAUAUUGUCCACAAGCAUUUCAAACAAUUAUUCAUGAAGAAAAUAGUUCAUUAAAUGAAUCUGUUAAUGAAUUAGCUCAACAAAUUAAUAUAGAAAAACGAAAGUUUAUGUCAUGA
Messenger RNA from Adineta steineri, 201 nucleotides. Lineage: Eukaryota; Metazoa; Rotifera; Eurotatoria; Adinetida; Adinetidae. The record is from the annotation of a GenBank genome assembly.